Molecule: messenger RNA, 7455 nt
Organism: Zonotrichia albicollis (white-throated sparrow)
Lineage: Eukaryota; Metazoa; Chordata; Aves; Passeriformes; Passerellidae
Source: RefSeq, a predicted model, not a curated record
UAAUGUGCUUUGUUGUGACCAAGUCCUUCCUGCUGACCUGCUGUUUGCCCAUCUUUCUGAUGGGCAUGAGGUACUACUUCAGUAGAAAAGUUAUCCUGCACUAUCUCGAUUGUGCGCUGCACACGGACAUGUCCGAUAUUGAGCAAUAUUACAUGAAACCGCCAGGCUCCUGCUUCUGGGUUGCUGUCCUGGACGGCAAUGUGGUGGGGAUCGUGGCCGCGCGGGGCAACGAGGAGGACAACACGGUGGAGCUGCGGCGCAUGUCCGUGGAUUCCAACUACCGCGGCAAAGGCAUCGCCAAGGCCCUGGGCCGCAAGGUGCUGGAGUUCGCCAUGCUCAACAACUACUCCUCCGUCGUGCUGGGAACCACGGCUGUGAAGAUGGCAGCCCACAAGCUCUACGAGUCCUUGGGCUUCAAGCACGUGGGUGUCGUCGAACAUUACGCCCUGCCAGGGAUGACGCGCUCCUUACUGGAGAGAAUGUUUUUCCAGGUCCGCUACCACCGCUACCGCCUGCAGCUGCGGGAAGAAUAAAAAAAAACCCCACCAACCAAAACAAAACAAAAAAGUAUUUUUUCCCCCCUUCCUCCCCCUUCAAAAAUAAUAAAUUAUCCUUCUAUUUCUCAUCACCAUUGAUUUGCCAAUUUUGGGUUAGAGUUUUUGUACCCUCACGUCACAUUUUGGUUUGCUCCGUUCAGCUCGAUGGGCCGGCCGAGCAGCGCCCCUUCCUCGCAUGCUGUAGGUGGUGGUGCUGGGAGUCCUGCGACCCAGCGGGGCGGAGCAGCGGCCUCUCCUUCCCAAGUACCUCUGUAAAGCACAGAAACUUACUGCAAAAUAGUACAACUGCUCUGGUGUACAUAGUCCUCUCCUUUUCCAGGUGUAAGAUAACAUAGUGAUGCAUUCAUAAUAGUGCAGAAAUAUUACUUGAAUGCAGUUUUCAGUAUUUCACGCACCAGUAAGUAGAAUAUGCAUUCCUCUUACCGUAACCUACUGGUUAAUAGAGAAAAGGUGGGGGGUGCACCCUGCCCCUCCGCCCCAACCCGCUUGCUACAAUGCAUGAAGAGGGAAGCGCACGCACUCAAACACAUCGCACUGCCACCAUGGCACUGGUGUUGCACUUUUUUUGGAUGUGCCUCAUUCUGCCAAAUGUGUGAGAGACCCCGGGUGCAUCCGUAACCACGACUCCGCUCCAGCUCCCCCUCCUUCCUAAGCCAGCACAGACUCGGACCGGCUGAACUGAGCCCCAUUGUACCAUAGUGUGAAGUUAAAAUCAAACCUAAGCAUCUCCUGCGCUGUUCCGUAGCCACGCGUAACCUGCAGUCCUGGGCCAGACUCCGCAUGUGCGUUGGACUUUCUCUUUGCUGCCUUUUGGGGUUUUUGUUUUGUUUGUUUUCAUCUUAUUUUUAAGGGGCUUUUUUUGUUGUUGUUGUUAUUUUUAGUUUUGGCUUUUGCUGAAUGGUGUCGUUGAGGCGUAAUGGAGGCUGCAGUUCCUAUGGCAACACAUUUGCACAUUAAUGUGCGCACCAAAUCUCACCACUUCAGAGAAGCAACGUGUGACAGAUAAUAGCAUUUUGGGGAGCACCAGGGUGGGGGGGAGCGUACUUAUUAUCUUAACCAGCUGCUUGUUUGAUAAAUGUAGAUGGCCUCACUGCAGCCUUCCAUCAAAGGUAAUUAACUGCUUUAAUGAUGUCAGAUUUGUGAAUUGUACAAUGCAAAAAGCAAUGCAAAGCAGAUUCGGCAUGUGUCUGUACCCGGUAUGUAUGUACAGUGCCUGCCAACUAAAGAAUAACCAAGACUACAGCUUCUUCUAGCCUGAGAUAUCAACUUUUAUAACUUAUUUAAACAAAUAGCAACUUUGCAUGAAUUACAUCUUGGGGAAAAAGAAGACUGGUAGGUUUUAAUUUUUAAAGCGUGGUAUCAGAGGUAUUACAGAAAACCAUUUCUGGCUGCACUUAAUUUCAGGUGGGUAGAGGGGUUUGGCUCUGCUAAUACAUUGAAAGGGAAAACCCCUUUAUUUACUGGGAAAAACAAUUGUAAUUUUAUGAAGUAUUAUGUGUGUGGUGAGGGGGGAACCCCCCAACUCACCGUGAUGAAAUUGGUGAAGGGGUAGAGCAUGUGUUAACCACGCUUGUGAAUACAAUGGAAGAGUCAGCAGGAGAGCUGCAGAAGGAAGGAGCCUUGGGGUGUGGGGAGAGGACAGGAGCCCUGGGGCACAUGGGGAGACAGACAGCACAGACCUUGGACAUGGGGUGCUGUCUGUCCCCCUCCUACCCGGAGCUGCCCUUUCCUCUCCAGCCAGAGGCCUUCCCAGCACUGAGAUGUGGCUGGGGGCGCUGAUGGAGAGCAGGGGGCUCAGCCCAUCCCUGCCAGGGCCAUGGGCCAGGCACUGGUGCUGGGGAUGGAGUAGCCAUUUGGCACAACCCCAGCUGCCCUCUCAUUGCUUGGUUUGGGCUGGGUCCAGCCUGUGAGGAGUGGAGGGGCAGAGUCCCAGCGUGUGUUCCAGCAAUAAGGGCGUAAUGAGGAUGGUGAAGGACACUGUAGCAAGAGACCAUGAGUUUAAUUAACAAAAUUUCUCUAUGGGGCACUAUAUUUUUAAAAGUCUUUCUAUGCUGUACAUUUCUCCUGAAGCUGAAAUAAUGUACUGUUGGUAGGGGUUCUUGUAUAGUGUACAGAAAUCGGCAGAAUAUUUUCUUGCUGCAUUCAGUGAUUUAUUAACCGAAGUAAAGCAGACAAAUAUGAAAUGUUAGCAAAAGUUGAAAGAAAAAACACAAAAGUUUGUGCCUUUUUUAGUUUAUUUUUCUGUUGCUAUAUAAUCACUGCACUAAAACCUUUCCAGAGGGGUAAAAAAAACAAAAAGCAAAAACAGUCUCUUAAUAAGGGAGGAAUAUGUAAAGUCUAAAUUGAGCAUUAACUUUUUUUAUUAGGCUAUUUAGUUAAACUAAUGUUGCUGGUUUUAUUUGAUACCUGUGCCUUUGAAAUAAAACUCCACAUCCUGUCAGAAAAUCCAAACCUGGAAUAAAUCCCACCAGAUCCCACAGACACAGAAGUACCAUCAGGUUUACCAGUAUUUUCUUCUAAAACGUGUAAAUUUUACCUGAUGAUAUUACAGUAUCUGUAAUACCUGUUGAGUUUCCUGGGGAAGAGGUGCUUUGGGAAGGUGUGGCUUUGGGGGUGCUGUCUGCAUUCCUCCCCAGCACAUGGAAAUGCACUGACAAGGAUUGAGUUGUUGCCACUUGGCCGGUAGCUGCCAAGAAAAUUUAUUCUCUUAAUGCUUCUGCCAGUUGCUUUGUGACCAGGCUUUUUGGAAGAAGUCCAGCUGGUUGCUCCCAGCUCUCCAGCCAGGACAGCUUGUUUCUGAAGGAAAGGGCCGGCUGCCAAAUAGGCUGGGAUUUGCUCUCCUUGGAAGAUGGCGCAGGCUGCCAGAGCUGCAUCCCUGGUGGAAGCAGUGGGACAGGGCUGCUGCCAAGGCUGGCCUUAAAAGCACCACAUGAUGCUGUUGUUCUGUCUGCAUUCAUGGGAAGUUUCCCUGAAUGCCAUAGCUCAGGCACAGCUCUGGGGUCAGGGGUGCUGGGUUCUGCCCAGCCAGGCUCACCUGCUGCCAGGGAAGGGUUGGGCAGACCACAGUGCAGCUCACAGGGUGACACGUGAGGUUGAGCUGCCUUUGGCCGAUCCAUCCCUCCGCUCUGCAUCUUUCAGGUUUUAACAAAGUGCUUAGAAAAGAUCAGCACAGCCCUUUCUCUGAGCAUCUUCUCCUGACUCUCCCCAUCCCAGCUCAGGGCUGGGUGGGUGAGGAGCAGCACAAGGUGGUUGUGGGAUUGCUCCCAAGCAGAUGAGGUGGUGAGUCCUUGAGUCUUGAUUCCAACAGAGACCCACAUCAGUGUGAGAUGGGAGGGGAUUUUCCUGAGUCAGUUUGGAGGUUUCUCUUUCCAAGGACAACAUUGGCAGGAGUGUGUGCAAGAGUGGAGCGUGUCUUGGGUUUGAGCCCAAGGUUGGUAAAUGUGGUGGUUAAGUAAGACCAGUUCAGAUUUAGGUGGAGGAUGCUUUAGACAUGUGAAGGCAUUUCCCACACUGCUCUUACUCCGCAGUGCAGGUGGGCUCUCACAGCCCUCGUGCUUGCCUGCAGAGGUGCAGUUUCCUCACCUGGUCGCUCCCUCCUUAGACUGGGGCUUUUUCUGCUAAUCCCUGUGCACGAGACACUGCUCAAGUGUCCUUUGUUUGGAGGGGCUUGGGACAGAGCCUUUGUUCCCGGCGGAAAGCACUAGGUGUUAUGUCCAAAAAUUAAAAAAAAAAGAAAAUGGGAAAGAAGGGAAAAUUUGCAUUACUGUGGCUGAGAUCCACAGCCUUGGGGUUGUCCCAGCCCUCCAGCACAGCCUGGGCCAUUCCCUGUGGAGUGAGUGGGAACUCCCUCCACAUCCUGAGCAAACUGGCAUCUCAAGCACAUGUCAGAUUUGGCAAUAAGCUCUCUGGGAAGCUUGGCCCCUAAACACAUCCAGUCUGAUAAUGCUAAGCAAUCAAGCCAACAAAGAAAGUGGUUUCUAGUCUGACUUGAAACCCUUGAAUUUGUAUUUGUUGUAAAUUCAUGCUGUGUUUUCCCUCAGUGCAGCAGACAGCCCCUGCAAGAUGCUUAGGAAUGGCACCUGUGUCUCUGCUGGGAGAUGCAGAAAAGUCCAGGGCAUUGCCAUCAGUGGAAAGCUGCUCUUUUCCCUCCCCUCUGUCCCUAGGUGGGGUGCUAUCUCUGAGAAAGCCUUCACCUUUCUCCAGAAGUGAUCCUGCUUUGUGGGGAUGGGUGCAGCCUGCAGGACUCAUUUCAGAAUUGCCUUUCAGCAAAUGCAGGGGGCAAAUGACCCUGGGGACAUCUGUUCCCGGGGCUGGGACCUGGGGUUGUUCUACCCUGUGUUCCUCCCCGUGGCAAAUGAGGAUGAUUCUUCAGGCCAUGCUGUCAGAAUUUGUGUCCCUGGGGAGGGCAGGCAGGACCAAGGGCCAGCAGAGGCUGCUGGGGCUGGGAUGUGCCUGGUGGGGUCCUGGUGCUGCUCACCUGCAGCACGAGCACAAAGGCUUUGGUGCCAGGGCUGUCCUGGGCCCUGUCCUUGCUGUGGCCACCUGGAAGAGCAGAAAGUCCCAUGGUCAGAAUUCCCAAGGGAGCUGUGGCUUUGCAGAACCUUGUCCCAGUCCUUGCUGCUGCUGUUGCUCACUGAUCCACACCCGUGUGUGAUGCAGGUCUGCUGCCUUUUAAUUUGCCAGAUUUGCUGGCUGAGGUGCAAAUGGAUAGAAACUGCAGGGACUUCCAAAUUGCCAAACACACAAAGGCAGGAACCAGCUCUGGUUACCUCUGAAUUAACAAUCUCACUUUGGGUGUGCUGGGGCCUGUGUUUCAUUAGUGCUGGUGUGAUGCUCUUGGUAUGCACUCUACUUAAAGCCUAAUAAAGGCAUUUUAAUUGGACACUAACUGGAGUCUUGCAGUGGAAUAUACUGCACCACAUAAAGAAAAUGAAGUAAUGCUAAAUGUUAAGUAAGCUUUAAAAUGCAAAAGGAAAAUAUUCUUUUUUUUCUCCCUCAAAAUAGAUCCACAUAGAAUCUUGAGGAAAAAUUGGUGUGCUCUUGCAUCCCUCAGUCAUAGAGACUAUGCAACAGAGCUAAUCCCACCCACCAAAACCUGCUACCUGAAUGGUGCUUGGGAGUAUCUUUCAUAGAAAGUAAAUCAGGAGAUUAAUUUGGAUAACUGAGAGUUUAGUCAAAACACAGUAUUGUUUAAAAUAACAAGCUCCAAGUCAGCAUUUGGAGUUUGAUCACAGUUAAAAGUCACUGUUCAGUGCUGUCUUUGUAUUACACAUGGUCACCUGUGGGAGAGAACAUGCUUUUAACAUCUAAAUAGUAGAAGACAGACCUAGUGAGACCAAGAGCAUAACAAAUACAUAAUGCCACUGUAAAUUUAUUUACAAGUAACACAUUUGAAUGCAGAAGCAGCUACUCCUUUGUAAGUGUAAUGAACUUACAGCUAAUAUUGUUUCCAAUUUCUUUUCCUCCAAAGCUUAAUCCUUUUGCCUUGUAAUAUGUAUAUUUGAUUUUUUUAAAUGUAAUUAGGUUUAACAAAGCAUCAGUUGCUUUGUGAGUUGUACUUAUGAUUGUGCUGGGCAGUUAGCUUUAAGCAGUUUGUGUGCUUGUGUUAUUUUAUUAAAGCAAAAGUCUUCUUGAGACAAAUGCAGUAAAGGAAAAAAAUAAUAUUUUUGGUAGUGUUAAGCAGAUGCGUGGUAUGCAUUUGGAAAAUGUCCAAUGUCAGUUAAAAAAAACAAAAACAACAAACAGGCUGAAUUGCUUCCCAGAACUGCUUGUGUUUAAGGCAGUGGCUUACUCACUCAUGUCUAAAUAAGAAACUUGGAUUUCCCCAAACAGCCUCUUACUCUGCAUCUCCUCCCCGUUGUACAAGACCAAUGUGAAAUGAGUCUUGUGUUUUCUAUGUUCAGCAUAGUAUGUACUGUAUCUGUAAUGGGAAGUGGCUACAAGUCCUCAAAGAAAAAUGAACACACUCUAAAACAGCAAUAAUUACCACUGGAAAGCAAAAGAGCACAUGGGGGAGAGCCAGGGAGAUGGUUCAUGAAGGUGAUGCUGUCAGGAGCACACUGUGUGUGUGUUCUGAGGGAUGCUGUUGCACCUGGGGAGCAGGAUGAAGUACAGGGAAGGCCAUCAGUCUCUGGAUCUGGGUGUCACCUUGGCAGAGAACCUGCCUGUGUGGGGUCCCUAGAGCUGGGGCAUUGCCAGCCCUGAUGCAGUGCAGGCUUUUCACCAGGUAAGGGUGAGUUACUGCAAAUACCAUUCCUGGUGGGAGAGACAGACAUCAGGAAAUGCUGUCAGAGUCACACAGAGGAAGGUGAACAUUUACUGCCACAGCCUUGUACCCCAGCAAAUUCUGCUACUGCACUUCUGGGGCUCAGCAAUGGCAGAAAACAGAAUCAGUUGCUUCCAUUUCUGUGGAGGGAAGCAGGAGCCAGCUCGGUUGGAAAGCUCUUUGCAUAGCAUCAAGGUAGCAAUGCAAACCAUUCCCCAGGCGUGGCAGGCGCUAAGGUGGGUACAAGUUAUCCCUUGGUGUGCUUCAGGCUUUGAGCUGCAGCCUCCCCAGCGUGGCCCCGUGCAGCCCCGGGAGCCAGGCAGCUCUCCAGGGCCAGCAGGGUGUCCCCAGGCAGGGACAGCUCUCCAGGGCCAGCAGGGUGUCCCCAGGCAGGGGCAGGCCGGGUGCUCUGCACAAGUGACUUGUAGGUACUUAAGUUCUGUUCCUGAUGGCCGCUGUAACUGUGAAAAUUAACCAGACCUGCUGUGAUAAAUUUGGUUAUAUAAGGUUUAUUUGGUUAAUUUUUUAUAAGUGAAAACUGAAAAGAUGAAAGAGAAUUGUAAUAUGAAAGCAACUGCUGUAAAUAAUGUACGAAUGAAUAAAAUCUAAAACUUAUGUCAGUUUUUUCCUAAA